Molecule: messenger RNA, 2151 nt
Organism: Triticum urartu
Lineage: Eukaryota; Viridiplantae; Streptophyta; Magnoliopsida; Poales; Poaceae
Source: RefSeq, a predicted model, not a curated record
AUGAGCCGGCAAUGGAUGUACGAUGAUCGAUGCUCUCCCCAGUUCAUUGAGGGCGUGCAUAUUUUUCUGCUUGCGGUUGAGGCAAACAAGCGGGCGGAUGGUUUUAUGCCUUGUCCAUGUGCUCGCUGUAAGAAUGGUCACAAUUACUCUACGUCAAGAACCAUUCACGUCCACCUGUUUAAGUCCGGUUUCAUGCCCCACUAUAAUGUUUGGACCAAGCACGGAGAAAGAGGGGUUAUGAUGGAAGACAAUGAAGAAGAAGAGGACGACGACAGCUAUCCUGGCCAUGGGUUCCCUGAAUACGAUGAUACAACAAUGGGGCAAGAAGCUGAGCCAGUAAUGCGGGAAGAAGCUGAGCUGGCAAUGCGGGAAGAAGCUGAAGAAGAGGCAUCAUAUGAGCCCGUUGAUGAUCUAGGUCGGGCCAUUGCCGAUGCAAAGAGAAACUGCGCAAGUGAUUUGGAGAAGAAGAAGUUGCAGCGCAUGUUAGAGGAUCACAAAAAAUUGCCGUACCCGAAUUGCGUAGGUGACAAGAAAAAGCUGGGCACCACACUGGAAUUGCUGCAAUGGAAGGCAGAGAAUGGUGUAUCUGACAAGGGAUUUGGAAAGUUGCUGGUAAUGAUAAAGGAUAUGCUUCCAAAGGACAACGAAUUGCCCGAGAGUACGUACGAAGCAAAGAAGGCUGUCUGCCCUCUAUGGUUAGAGGUGCAGAAGAUACAUGCAUGCCCUAAUGAUUGCAUCCUCUACCGCGGUGAGUACGAGGAUUUGAACGCUUGCCCGGUAUGUGGUGCAUUGCGCUAUAAGAUCAGCCGCGAUGACCCUGGUGAUGUCGAGUGCCGGCACCCCAGGAAGAAGAUUCCUGCCAAGGUGAUGUGGUAUGCUCCUAUAAUACCACGGUUGAAACAUAUGUUCCAAAACAAAGAGCAUGCCAAGGUGAUGCGAUGGGACAGAGAAGACCGUAAGAAAGACGGAAAGUUGAGAGUACCCGCUGACGGGAUGGAGUGGAGAAAAAUCGAAAGAAAGUAUGGGAAGGAGUUUGCAGAUGACGCAAGGAGCGUAUGGAAUGUGUACCUGGGACAUCGUCGAUUUCUUCUGAGCAGGCAUCCCGUAAGAAAGAAAGGCAAGCAUUUCAAAGGUGAGGCGGAUCACCCAACGAAGCCUCGCCACCGUACUGGUGCUGAUGUACAUGAUAUGGUCAAGGAUUUGAAGGUGGUCUUUGGAAAGGGUCCUGGUGGACAACCUGUUCCGAAUGACGCUAACGGACGCGCACCCAUGUUGAAGAAGAAAUCUAUAUUUUGGGACCUGCCCUAUUGGAAAGACCUCGAGGUCCGCUCCGCAAUCGACGUGAUGCACGUGACGAAGAAUCUUUGUGUGACCCUGUUUGGCUUCUUAGGCGUGUAUGGGAAGACAAAAGAUACACCUGAGGCACGGGAGGACCAGCAACGUAUGCACGGAAAAGACGGCGCAAAUUUUGAGAUGAACACGGACUCGGAGACCAUCAAGACCUCGUGCAAAGAUAUUCUGCAGAAAAAUUCAAAGAACAGACGCCAUCAGAUCAAGAAGAAGUAUUUUGAUACCGAAACCUGUGUGUCGAACAAGAUGAAUCGAGAAAAAGUCGUGUACAAUCACAGAACUGGUUCCAGGCACUACACAGCACACAUUUUUGCCACUAAAGAAGAGCGUAAGGGUGAGGAGCUGUCUGCGAUUGACUUGUUUAAGGCCACCCACAACAGCAAGAAGCACGGGUUUUCGGAGCCAGUCAAGACUGCUAUACUUGAGAUGGAAAAAAUGAAGGACGCGCCGGUACCAGAAGGUGAAGAGCCAAAGUCUGCUGUUGAAAUUGUCGAACAAGUCCUCAAGACCGAAGUCAAGCAAAGCACAUUCCUCAGGAAUGUUGGGCUCCAGUCAUCUAGGAACAACUCCGGCAAAGCAACAACUGAAGUUGCUGCUCAUGUUCGUGACCUUGAGCAGAAGCUGGAGAGGUCUGAGCUUCAAGCUGAAGUGAUGCAAGAAGAAUUGGCGGCAAUCAAGAUGAAGGCGGAAGAAUCUGAAGCUGCACGCGACAAGGAACUUGAGCUGCUGCGCAAGAAGUCUCAAGAGCAGGAAGAGCAGUUAGCCCACUUGAUGGCUCUCUUUGGAGCUAAGGCAGUUUGA